This is a messenger RNA of Cryptotermes secundus, 2477 nucleotides long. Its product is annotated as SCO-spondin. Bases 283 to 1722 code for a protein of 479 amino acids. NCBI's taxonomy places the organism in Eukaryota, Metazoa, Arthropoda, Insecta, Blattodea, Kalotermitidae. The record is from RefSeq and is a predicted model, not a curated record. The transcript has 4 exons.
CUGGGAGGAAAAGUUAAUACGCAACUGUACUAUGCCUGAAGCACAUUCUACAAGCGGUGGAGUUUAUUGAGGUGGUGGACGCAGAGACAUUAACAUGCCUUACGUACUUCCGGUGGAGCCAGAAGACAGAGGUGGGGCAGAGACGCAAGACCGACAAAGUAACCAUCCAGCUUUUCAGUAUGGCGUAGGCUGGCCCUAAGCAAGGCAACAACAUGCAAACAGCUCUCCACGUGAGCAGGGAUAGAAUCAGUCUCGUCACUGGAUAAAACAACCAAGCAGGGGAUGUUGGGAAGUAGGAGCAUAGGCUCUGUGUUCCUGAUCUGUGUCGUGUGCCUGCAAGCGGCAGUGUUGCCACCACCCUGGGCAGAUCCUGUUCACAACCCGUGUGCAGCCCAGCCUGGUGGAUGGCAAUUGCUGUUCUGGCCAGCAGAUGGGCGGUGCUACAGGAUAUUUCAGCAAGGUCCCCCUUGUCCUCACACAAUGGAACUUGGACCUGGCAUUAAAGGGAACGCAGAGUGUCACUGCCCCCCUGGAACUGCCCAGUCACCCCAAGAUGCACUGUGUCAUAUGCUCUUUAAGCGUGGACCAUGUCCUCAAGGGCAGUAUUUUGCCCCUGUCUCAGACAAGCCAGGAAAAUCUAGCAUCAGCAGUGACAGUGUCUGGACAAGACGGGGAACCUGUCGUGUGCCUGAUCAAUGUCUGGAGCCUGGUCACGUGUUCUGGGCGAGAGAUGAAAUGUGUUAUGCACAAUACACAAGGGGACCUUGCCCUAAGGGGGAGCUCCUUACAGACAUAGGAAGUGGAGGAAUUGCAGAAUGCAAGUGCAGAUCAACAGGUGCACUUGGGCAAUAUUACUGGGCUUCAGGAGACAGCUGUCACGAGCACUUCACACGAGGGCCCUGUCUGGAGAAAGGAACAUUAUUCCUGCCUGGUGGUCAAUGUGGCUGUAAUAAGGACCUUCCACAUUAUGAUGCAAACACAGGACUGUGCUAUGAAAUUGGUGGGACUGGACCCUGCCCACCAGGUCAUGAAUUUGUGCUACUAGGUGACAAGAAAGAGCUUUUGAACACCACAAAAGCCAUGUGUAAAUGCAAGGAAGGUCAUGUGCUCUGGUCAGAAAGUGGAGCUUGCCAUCGCCUAUACACACGAGGACCUUGCUUGGCUGGACAGUUCCUAGUCAAUGCAACAAGCUGUGUGCCUAUUCCUUGCCCACAGGGACAACUAUACUUCCCUUGGGAAUCAACAUGCUACAAGAUUGGUACUAGGGGAUCUUGUCCACCAGGUCAAAUUGUGAUGUUUGAAAAUGUUGUACAGCCAUCCGUGGAUGAGGUGUCCUACAGAGGAAUUUGUGGAUGCUCAGGUUCGACAGACACUUUUAAGCGCCAUAUGACGUAUGAUGAAAGUGAUGUUUCUGAACAAGAAUGCGAUUCAAAAGCAGGAAUGGUUAACUGGAAUGAAACCUGUUAUUUAAUUUACACUAAGGGACCCUGUUCAACAGGCCAGUGGUUGGUGCCAGUGAGGGAACACAGACAGUGGUAUGAACAAACUGGACAAAGAAAACAACUAAAGGCCAUAUGUGAGUGUAGACCUGGAUAUAAACCAGUUAAGAAAAUAGCAAAGAGAGAGAUUAAAACAGGAAGUGACAUUUAUAUUGAACAAUGCCAGCCAUUUUCUGUCACUCUGGCACGCUUCCUGAAUCAGAACUACAAUACACAACAGUGACUUUCUAAAAGCAAGAACUUUUCUGAACUGAUAUAACUGAAAGUGAUCUCUGCAUUAUUAUUAUUAUUAUUAUUAUUAUUAUAGUAACAGCAUUAAUUUUAUACAAGUCAAUGGACAAACCAUAACUGAAAGUGGCCUCUGCAUAAUAAUAAUAAUAAUAAUAAUAACAAUAAUAAUAACAACAACAAUAAUAAUAACAACAAUAACAACAACAACAACAACAAUAACAGCAUUAAUUUCAUAUAGGUCAAUGGACAAACCAUCUCCAAACUUUUCUUUCUUCCCACAAUCUUUACUUUUUGAUUUCUUGCCAUCUACAUACUGAAAAGUUCUAUUGAUGCCUACUACUACACACAGACUAUAUUCAAGAUAAGUGUAGAUUUGUUUACUCUUAACCCUUUCCAAAAUAUUUUUAUUUCCAACCUCAUUUCAACAAACAGAAAUUAAUUAGUGCAAAAAUUAAAAGAAAGAGAACAACACCGCAGUAUGGGAAAAAUGUAAAACUCCUGCCAUCUGUUGUUGCUAUGUGUGAACUACCAGAACAGAUGUCAAAGAAUAUAAAGCUCAAAGAUACAGCACUUUGAACAUGACCAUAAUGUGGUGAUAAAUUCCAAAGUUGGUGACAAAAUGCUUCCAAUAGCAUACUAGUGCAGAAAAAUAUCAUAAUUUUGCUGCUCAGGUGUUUCCAACAAAAGGAUACUAUCAAUAAAGGUCGCAGUUCUCUUUUAAUAAAAUUGUAGAUAUAAAACUAUGUU